AUGGAGAUUGUUAUUGCCAUCGUUGGCUCUAUUGUAGCUAAAGCUGUAGAGUAUACGAUCUCUCCUAUCAAAAACCAUGUCAAAUACCUUUCCAAUCAUCAGCAAUAUGUUGAGACCCUCAAGAACCGAGCUAAUAGGCUGAAAGAUGCAAGGGACGGAGUGCAGCAUUCUGUUGAUGCAGCUAAACGAAACGGUGAGGAGAUCGAAGGUGAUGUUGACAAAUGGCUGUCUGCAGUCGACAAAAUGAUCCUUGAACAAGUAGAGAAAGUGAUGCAAGAUGAAGAAAAAGCAAAGAAAAAGUGUUUCAUUGGUUUGUGUCCUAAUUUCAGGACACGUUACAAGCUUAGCCUGAAAGCUGAAGAGGAGGCAAAGGCUGUUGCCGAGCUACUUGAACAUGGCAAGUUUGAAAGGGUUUCCUAUCGUGCAGCUCCGCAAGGUAUCGUGGUUGCACCAGUUAAAGGUUAUGAGGAAUUCGAGUCAAGAAUGUCGAUUUUGAACGGAAUAAUGGAGGCACUAAAAGAUGAUAGAGUCAGCGUUGUUGGGGUGCAUGGUAUGGGCGGGAUUGGAAAAACAACGCUGGUCAAAGAAAUCGCUAGAAAGGUCAAGGGCAAGUUGUUUGAUUCGGUUGUCAUAGCAACCGUAACUCAAGCCAUCGAUAUUGAGAAGAUUCAGAACCAAAUUGCAGACUUCUUGGGCUUGAAAUUUGAGGAACAGAGUAUGGUUGGAAAGGCAUUUCGACUACGAGAAAGAUUGAUGGAGAAGAGGAUUCUGGUUGUGUUGGAUGAUAUUUGGGAAAAGUUAGAUAUUGAGGAAGUUGGGAUUCCUUUGGGAGAUGAACACAAGGGAUGCAAGUUGCUGUUAACUUCUAGAGAACUCAAUGUUUUAUUAAAUGGGAUGGAUGCUCAGAAAAAUUUUCCCAUCGGGGUUUUAAAUGAAAAGGAAGCCUGGGACCUGUUCAAGAAGAUGGCUGGCGACUGUGUUGAAAGUUGCGAUUUGAAGCCUAUAGCUAUGGAGGUAGCCAAAAAAUGUGCAGGAUUGCCAAUAGCCAUUGCGACAGUUGCAGGGGCUUUGAGAAACAAAAGAUUGUUUGAAUGGAAGAAUGCUUUACGAGAACUGGAGAGGCCUUCGUCAAGCAACUUCACGGGGAUAAAUGCUGCAUAUUCAGCUAUAGAGUGGAGUUUUAAUUAUUUAGAAAGCGAGGAAGUUAAGCUGACUUUCUUGCUUUGCAGUGUAAUAGGCCAUAAUGGUCUCGUUGAGGACUUGGUAAGAUAUACUCUAGGUUUGGGUUUAUUUGACGGUGUCUACACCAUGGAAGAAGCUAGAAAUAAAAUAUUGACGGUUGUGGCUAAUCUCAAAGCGUCUGCCUUGUUGCUUGAUAGUUAUAAUGAUGAGCGCUUUGAUAUCCAUGAUGUUGUUUGGGAUGCUGCUUUAGCUAUUGCAUUGAAGGACUAUCGUAUGCUUGUUUUGAGAGAUCAUGUUCCAAAGGAGUGGUCCGAUAAGGAGAAAAUAAAUAGCUGGAGUCUGGUCAGCUUACGUUGUCCUCAGAUUAUAGCUAACCUUCCUAAGGAGAUGGAGUGUUCAGGUCUUUCCUUCUUCCAUAUGGCCGGCGCAGUUAAAAUUCCUCCCAAUUUUUUCAAACAAACCAAAGGCCUCAAAGUCUUAGAUUUGUUCAGAAUGCAGUUUUCAUCCCUACCUAAAUCAAUUAUUCACCUCACAGACCUUCGCAUGUUGUGUCUAAAAGAAUCUGCAGUUGAUGACAUAACCAUCAUAGGAGAGCUCAAGAAUUUAGAAAUCCUUGACCUUUCUCAGUCAGCUAUCAAAGAACUGCCUAAGGAGAUGGCACAAUUGACUCAAUUAAGGUUGUUAGAUUUGAGUCGGUGUAGACAACUCGAAAUCAUCUCACCAAAUGUCUUGUCAAGUUUAUCUGAAUUAAAAGAAUUAUAUAUGGGUGGAAGCUUUGUUGAAUGGGAAAAGGAAGGAGUAGCUGAAAAUGAGAAGAAAAAUGCAAGCCUUGACGAAUUAAACAAUUUGCCUUGUCUAUCUACUUUAUAUGUUCAUAUCCCUGAUGCCCAAAUGAUUCCAAAGCAUCGAUUUGUUGAAACUUUGGACAAAUACGUUAUUUGUGUAGGUGAUUAUAAUAGGUUUGUAUGGUACCAAAGUCAUGAAUGUUUGAGAACAUUGAGGCUCAAGUUAUGUACAAACAUUCGUUUGGACAAUGGGUUGAAAAUGUUGCUGAUAAAGACUGAAGCUUUGUACCUAGAGGGACUUGAAGGCGUCAAGAACGUACUUGUGGAGUUAAAUAAUGGGAAAGAUCUUCCACAUUUAAAGAGACUUCACAUCGAAAAUGGUAUGCAUGUACAGAAUAUUACAAUGAAUGAAAUUGGGGUUUCUGAAUUAUGCUCCAUCACACUUGAAAAUCUACCGCAACUCAUUAGCUUUUGCUCUCAAGACGAAAGGUGUUCCAUUAUUUCCGAGCCCUUACCACUUUUCAAUAAACAGCUUGCAAUUAACACCAAAAUAAUAUGGCACAACCAGACAUGCCAUUGGGUUACGAAUUUGAGGAGCUUGAUCAUCAAAGGAUGCGGCAAGUUGGAGCAUCUGUUAUCACCCUCUCUCGCUAGAAGUCUGGUGCAGCUCCAAUGCUUUGAGAUAGAGGAUUGCUAUUGCUUAAGGGACAUAAUACUUACAGGGGAAAUUGAAGAAGAAAGGAAAGAUGUGAUUUGUUUCCCUCGAUUAAAUUCCCUGGAAAUAGUGGGUCUUCCAAACCUCAUCUUCUUCAACUCAGGAAACCAUAAUAUUGAGUUCCCAUUGUUAAAAGAGCUAAAGAUUGAGCGUUGCCCCAAGUUAAUAGAAUUCAUUAGUCAGAAUAGUAAUCAGUCCGGCAUGCACGCUCUCUUCAGUGAGAAGGUUGCAUUUCCUAGGUUGGAAAAGAUGACAAUCAACAAGUUGAGAAAUGUGAAAAUGAUGUUUCAUAAUGACUUUGCACCAGGUUCUUUUCAAAAUCUACGAAAAAUAAGAGUUGAGAGAUGUGGGAGUCUGAAAAAUCUAUUUCCAGUGUCAAUAGCCCAACAUCUUCCACAACUUGAACAUUUACGCAUCACUAAUUGUGGAGUGGAGGAGAUUGUAUCGAAAGGGGAAGGAGUGGAGGAGCAGCCUGUGAGGUUCGAGUUUCCGCAAGUGUCUUCCCUUGAGGUUACAUCCCUAAAAGAGCUCAAAUGUUUCUAUGAAGGGCAACAUACAAUAGUCUGGCCCCUGUUGAAAAUAUUGAAAACAGAUUGUUCUGCUUUGCUAAAGAUAGUGGCUUCGGAACAUCUUAGAUUAAUCCAAGGAAAUGAGCAGCCAGUUUUGUUGGUUGAAGAGGUCAUUUCCAAUUUAGAGGAACUUGAGUUAUUAAAUUUUGGUGAUAUGGACCAGUUUCCACCAGCCUUGUUUCAAGAGAUUAAAGUUUUUGAAGUGCGUGGUGGCUCUCGAUCUUCUAUAUUUCCUUUCAUUCGAAGAUUUUACAAUUUGGAUAGUUUUAAGCUUCGUGAUUUUGAUUUCAAAUACGUAGUCCCUUGUAAAGGAGACGUUGGGACUCUCACACCAAUUAGAAAUCUGAUACUGGAUCGUGCCAUGAAUCUUAAUCAUAUAUGGAGGAAAGAUUCGGAGUUUGACCAUAUUCUUUCUAAUCUCCAAAAACUCGAAGUUUGGGAAUGUGAUGAUUUGAUAAAUAUUACAGUCUCCUCCUCAUCUUUGCAAAAUCUCACAACUUUGAAUGUGUCAUCUUGUCAAAUGAUGACAAACUUAGUUACACCCUUAGUGGUUAAGAAUCUUGUGCAAUUAACGAGAAUGAGGGUGACGGGGUGCACUAAAAUGACAGAAAUAGUGGGAAAUGGGGGAGACUGCCAUCAGACAAUAGUUGUGAGUAAAUUGAAAUGUUUAGAACUAAGCUAUUUACAGAGCCUCACAAGCUUUUGUUCAAGGAAUUACACCUUCAACUUCCCUUGUUUGGAAGAAUUAGUUGUGGAACACUGUCCUAGAUUAAAGACCUUUACUGAAGGAGUUUUAAGCACCCCACAGUUACGAAGAGUAAAACAGUCGAGUUACCCUGAGAAAUGGAGUUGGGCAAGUGACUUAAAUUCCACCAUACAACAGCUCUACACGGAAAAGGAUGGAUUCUAUGACGGAUACGAUUUGGACAUCUCUGACACAAUUCCCAAGUCAAUAGAAAAAUGGAUUAGAAACCCUCAAGAAAUUUUGGGCUUCAAAAACCUUGUUUCGUUGCAUUUUUAUAAAUGUAGUAGCUUGAAAUACAUAUUUACUUCGUCUAUGCUUUUGAGCCUCAAUCAACUAGAAGUGAUAAAAGUAAAAGAAUGCAGUUCAAUGGAACAAGUGGUUAGGGAGGAAGCAAUGACAGAUAAAUUCACAUUUCUUGCACUCUUCUCCAUAAGAAUUGAGUUGUGUUCCAACUUGACAAAUUUCUAUUUGGGAAGUCAAGCUCUUGAAUUUCCAGAGUUGUUUAGAAUCGCAAUAGUUGAGUGUCCAAAAAUGAGUACAUUUUCUUCCUCAGUUUCAAGAGGAAGUGGAGAUGCAAGUGAAAACGUGGUUGGCGAGGGGGGCAUCUAUGAUAACCCUGCAAUAUUUUUCAGCAAUAAGGUUAUCAUUCCUCGUUUGCGGCAUCUGGAAUUGUCCUUCGUUAACAUUCAUGAGAUAUGGCACCACCCAUCCUCCCCAUCUGUCGGAUUCCUAAAUUCCUUGCAAGUGAAGAGGUGUCACAAUUUGAAAUACCUGUUCCCAUCUUUCUUGGUAAAAGAUCUUGUGCAACUCCGACGCCUUGAAAUUUUGGACUGUAAUAUGAUGGAACAAGUAAUAUUCACGGAUGGAUUGGUUGAAGAACAUCAAGGGAGGAAUCAGAUGUUUUUCUCUGAACUAGAAUUGCUGUGGCUAAAAGACCUUCCCAAACUCACAAGUUUCUGCUUUGAGAAUUACUUUGAAUUCCAAUGUUUGACAGAUUUAGAACUAACAAAUUGUCCAUUGCUAAAAACAUUGAUCACUAAAUGUGUAUCCGAAGGUGAACCUGAAAUUGGCCAACAUGUACAAGCGAGUAACUUGGAGGUUGUUUUCCCUAGUUUGGAGAAGUUGCGGAUUCAGAAUUGUGAUUCGUUAGAACAAAUUAUUGAGCUGCAAGGAGUCAUUGCUGAUGAGUCACAGUCAACAUCAGCUGCUCAAUCUAUUAUGGCUGAAACAGAGACGACCAAGUUUGUAUUUCCCAAACUAAUAAACCUCGGAUUGGAUAAGGUGCCGAGAUUGAAAAGUUUCUACUCUAGGAUGCAUACCACCCAGUGGCCUUCAUUGAAACAAAUGGACAUUAUUGAAUGCCCCAAAGUACAGAUAUUUACUCCACAAUGUCCUGAGAGUCAGGUUGGAAUCUCAAACCAACAACCCUUGUUUUGCGUCAACGAGGACACUUUCCCUGUAUUAGAAGAACUGACACUGAAGACGAAUGAUAUGGUGAAGGGGAUAUGUGAUGGACAGCUCUCAUUGCAGUGUUUCCAAAACCUUAAACUUCUUAACCUCCAAUUCUUUCCUGAGGCAUCCACUACUCUUCCAUAUUCCUUCAUUCGGUCACUACCAAUGCUUCAUAAGCUUGUUAUAGACAAUGCUUCCAUUUGUCAAAUAGUACAAUCUGAAGGACUCAGCGACGACGAAAGGCAUACAUCAGCGUUCUAUCAGCUAAAGGAAUUAAGUUUGUGUCAACUUCCAGAGUUGACGUUAAAGACUUUUGAACCAUCUUUGCUGUCUUUCAAAAAUCUAACGACACUGGAAGUUUCAAGGUGCCAUGGGUUCAUCAAUUUAAUCGCAUGCUCAACAGCUAAGUGCCUGACGCUACUGGAAAGAUUGAGCAUAGAUGAUUGUGGGAUGAUAGAGGAAAUCAUAGCUUGUGAGGCUGAAGAAAUGCAAGGCGGCAUUGUAUUUCCCAAACUGCAGUAUUUGCAACUAAGCUGUCUACCAUGUCUAGCAAGCUUUUCCUUGGCCCAUCACUCGUUGGAAUUCCCAGUCUUGCUAAUGGUGAAGGUGACAAAGUGCUCCAAAAUGAGGAAUUUCUGCCAAGGAGAUUUAAGCACACCAAGGCUGGAACAAAUGCACUUAACAAGAGAUGAGGAAGGUGAACUGCAGUGGGAAGGCGACCUUAACACUACCAUAAAACAUAUGUUCGAUGAAAUGAAUGUGCAAAAUUCUGAGGUGACGAAGGUUACUGAUCAGUUGCCCAAGCUGGAAUAAGGAAAUAUGUUUGGGUGCUUAUGCGAAAAGCUCAAUUUCGUUUCAAAUCAAAACGAAUGGUUGAGUUGCUCUACUGAAGCACAUGGCUGCAUCUGUUGGUAGAACGUGAAAGGUGGUUGAUGGUUGUUGGGUUUGGUGAACUCUCAAGUGCUCGAGUCUGCUGAUCUAAAGGUUGUGGCCAUUCAUCUUUAAUUUCAGUGUCAGCAAAGGUUUGAGAAGGUUGCUAGUCAUCCUAAUCCUAAUUCCAAGUGUUCUCCCCAUCAAAAGUUACAUCUUUGGUAAUCACAAUUUCUUCGUUAAAGGAUUAAACAGUUUUCAUGCUUUAGAUGUUUCACUUACACCUAGAAACACACACUUUUCUCCCUUGUUAUCAAGCUUCUUUCUCUUUGCAUCUGGAAUAUGUACAUAAGCAAUGUAACCAAAAAUUUUGAAGUGAUCUAUCGUUGGUGGUCUCCUUCCACACCAAGCUUCUUCAGGUGUCAUGUUUUGAACAACAAAAAUUGGGCUUCUGUUCAAAACAUGGAUGCUCCAAUUUACUGCUUCUAGCCAAAAUCGUUUUGGGACCCUUCCACCAGCAAGCAUGCUCCUUACCAUAUUAAGUAUGGUUAUGUUUUUCCUCUUUGAUACGCCAUUUUGUUGGGGGGUAUAUGCAGUAGUAAGCUCUUUUCGAAUGCCAUGACUCUCACGAAAUGCUUCAAAUUCCUUGGAGCAAUAUUCUCCUCCACAUUAAGUGCGAAGAGCUUGAAUGGUUUUCCUGAUUUCAUUCUCAACAAAUGCCUUGAAGCUAGUAAAUGCACUAAAUGCUUCUAAUUUCUCCUGUAAGAACUAAACUCAUGUUUUCUGGGAAUAAUCAUGAAUGAAAGUAAGGAAAUAUUUUUUUACCUCCAUUA
This is a messenger RNA of Gossypium raimondii (Peruvian cotton), 7151 nucleotides long. RefSeq lists its product as uncharacterized. The record is from RefSeq and is a predicted model, not a curated record. Gene Ontology annotation, molecular function: protein binding; ADP binding; ATP hydrolysis activity. Lineage: Eukaryota; Viridiplantae; Streptophyta; Magnoliopsida; Malvales; Malvaceae. Bases 1 to 6261 code for a protein of 2086 amino acids. The transcript is spliced from 11 exons.